CUUCCGAAGUAACGUCACCUCACCGGACCUCAACCGGACGCAAAAUACAGCAAACAGUCCUGACUUACUGCGCUCAGCCAACGCGUUAAAAGUCAUGGACAAACUUAAAUCAGUUUUGAGCGGAACGGAUGGACCCAAUGAAAACGGCAACAUCUUGCAGGCAGCAAAUGAAGCAUCUACUUUGGGUUGGGGUACACGAGUGAAGGGAUUUAUGGUCUGUUUUGUGAUUGGGGUCACCUGCUCAGUCUUGGGGGCAUGUAUGCUCUUCGUCCCCAAAAUAGGAAUCCUCCUCUUCAUCAUCUUGUAUUCCUUUGGAAACCUGUGUUCCCUCUGCAGCACCAUGUUCCUGAUGGGACCAGUCAAACAGCUGAAGAGGAUGUGUGAUAAGACCAGAGCUCUGGCCACUACUAUCAUGUUGACCUGUAUUGUGUUGACUCUCUGUGCAGCCUUCUGGUGGAAGAACUUUGGUCUCGCAUUGUUGUUUUGCAUUUUGCAAGUCAUAGCAUUUGCCUGGUAUGGCUUGUCAUACAUCCCUUUUAUCAGAGAUGCCAUCCUGAAGAUAAUUACUAUGUGUGUGAAGUGAAGACCACAGGGUGGCCUGUCAGCUUGAAGGAACGACUGUGCCUCAGUUACAAAGGAUAACUUUCUGUUCUGAGCUCCAUGCAUAUAGUUCUGGAACUGAAAGGUGUAUUGUCCAAACCUUGGACACAGCAGUGCUGCUCCAGCGGGGGCAACCAACUCCUUACAGUAAAAUUGCACUACCUCUCUAUCCCCUUUUCCAUUUAAAUGACCUUUUAAUGGUGUUUUUUAAUUUUUAUUGAUUUGUUACAGUGUUGUAUUUCCACUAUUAGGGAAGUAUAGUGCUUUGGGUUUAUUUAGAUGUUUUCACAUAAUUUCUAGUGGAAACAUUUGUCUUACUUUUUUACAAUGUAUUUCUAUGUACUAUUGUGGGGAAAAUUGUUGGUGAUGAAGUAAGAACAUGUAAUUAUUCGAUACAAUAGUUGAAAGUUGUUUUUCAUAAGGUCUCUGAAUAUGCUGUGAAUAAUGUAUUCUAAAUAAAGGUUUAUAAAUGAA
Coregonus clupeaformis (lake whitefish) is the source of this 1074-nucleotide messenger RNA. It is a transcript of the gene sft2d2a, whose product is annotated as SFT2 domain containing 2a. NCBI's taxonomy places the organism in Eukaryota, Metazoa, Chordata, Actinopteri, Salmoniformes, Salmonidae. Gene Ontology annotation, cellular component: membrane. The record is from RefSeq and is a predicted model, not a curated record. Gene Ontology annotation, biological process: vesicle-mediated transport. The transcript is spliced from 8 exons. Bases 95 to 583 code for a protein of 162 amino acids.